This is a messenger RNA of Musca vetustissima, 315 nucleotides long. RefSeq lists its product as uncharacterized. The transcript has 2 exons. The record is from RefSeq and is a predicted model, not a curated record. NCBI's taxonomy places the organism in Eukaryota, Metazoa, Arthropoda, Insecta, Diptera, Muscidae. The annotation marks the transcript as partial.
UCUCCUCUAACAGAUUUGGUGCCGGUCUCCUCUACAGUCAUACCAUUAACGGCCGUUGAAGUCAGCUAUGGUUUGGGUGGUAAACCAAGCGAAGAAUACAAAGAGGCCUACUUGAAAAAAUUGCGCAAAAAAGUUCAUGAACACGAUAAAAGUGCAAGUGAGAAGCUAGCCGAUCCGGAUACAUUAAUAACCAUUAAAAAGAAACACAUUGACAGCAGCAACACCAAUAAGGCCAAAGUCAAGGGCGGCAUCAUUACCAAAAAUCCCAUACAAACAGCAGCAACAACAACAACAACUGGAGGCGACAACAAGUGA